This is a messenger RNA of Anopheles funestus (African malaria mosquito), 1739 nucleotides long. RefSeq lists its product as uncharacterized. The record is from RefSeq and is a predicted model, not a curated record. The transcript has 2 exons. Gene Ontology annotation, biological process: sperm DNA condensation; spermatogenesis. Lineage: Eukaryota; Metazoa; Arthropoda; Insecta; Diptera; Culicidae. Bases 1038 to 1532 code for a protein of 164 amino acids.
UACCAACAAUUGAAGCUUGCCCAUCCCUGGCAUUAGAAUGAAUCGGAUUCACUCCGAUCGACGAGCAUCCUUUCAAGCAUCCGACCAUCGCACGUGACAAAUAGACUUAACGUUUCGUGCGCACAUUUUGCAGCCUCACAAACGGUGCUGCUUACGAAGAACUACAACCCAUUCCACGAACCAUUCCACGGUGUUAUGAAAUGGUGAUGAACCAUAAAUUACUAAUCGACCACAAACCAUUGACGACGACGCACGGUACUACGGGUUGGCUCAUAACUCUGCAAAGCUUAUUGCUUGCUGCACGGCUUGCCAACUUGCUGCAUGAGUGAUGAAGCGAAUACGGUGAAUAGAUAGGAUAAGCGGGGGGUUGGGAAAACCUUCGGUUGACAUCUUGCCGAUGAUAUCAUUCCGCCCCGUAGAUGGUGAAAUAUUCUGGAUAACGGAUUCCUCGUAAGCGCGUAUUCUCCAUUCCAAGGAUCAUUCGUCAUAAACCACUGGAACAAUCACUCUCACCAUUCAGCAGUGCCCGGUACCCGGUGUAUGAAAUUAAUUAUUUAAAUUUAUUUUACACAACAUACCCACCGUUGCGCACUAUAUACAGUCUGCUGAUCCAUGCCGCGUCCAUGGUCCGGUUUUCGCACACAACCAACGUUUAUGGACCAUGUUAGAUGAUUCUUAGCUGUCCCUCGAAAUCGAAUUGCUUUCGUAUAAACCCGACAAUCUUCAUCAUCGAAAUGGUGUUUUCGAGAUUAGAUUAGAUUUAUUCCACCGCCGAUGGUGUAAGCCCCAGCAUCGGAACCAUCAAACAUGCACAGCAUCGGUUCGAAUUCAAUCUCAAUCUCGUGCAUUUUUUAAAUGGGUAUACAUUUUAAAUUUUCCCAACUUACGCUCAAACCGGUCGAAGCAAACGCUGCUGAAUGAUGAUUAUUUCUUCCCGACCUGCUCACUGCUGUGGAGAUGUGCUCGGAGUAGAGUGAAUAGUUUCCGCCCGUUCAACAACAUCACAGCAGGCAGUGCAUGUCUUAGGAGCACAGUACAUGUCUUGCAUUCUUCCUUGUUGCGUCAGCGUGCUGAAAGAUUUGGUUUACCUUACGAAACGUAUUCGAAAUUUUGCAAACAGUGUUGUACACGCUGCACCAAUGACAUCACCUAAAAACAACCGGAAAACGAGGCUGGAAAUGGCAAAACCAUCCAGCGAAACAUCAACGCCAGGUGCCGGUGCAAUGGUUUGCAAACCGGGCAAGAAAACGCGCAAUCCGUACUUAAAUUUUUUGCGCGAUUUUCGCAUUAAAAAUUGUCACCUUUCGGUCGUGGAAAUUGUACGCCAGGGUGCGGAACAGUGGCGUCGGAUGACUGAUGAACAGAAGCUACCGUACGUGAGGGUGGCGUUCUACACACCGCUGAAACGGCGCCGUUGUCCCUCUUGCAGGGCAAGACUCGGUCUGAUGAAAACGCAGCGUCGCGCCAUUGUGCGCCGGAAGCAGAAACAGAAACACUUGAGAGGUCAUGCAGGCCAUCUCUGGCUCGCUUGACUUAUUUUCACCACCUAGCCGGAUAGUCAGUCCUUGCUACGAGUCACCUACGCCACCGGGCCCGCCCCUUUUCAUUUGGAUAUUGAAACCAAGGAUAAAAAUAUAAAAACUUCAAUAUUUAUAUAUUGAUAAAUAAAAUAUUUCAUGUAAAUAAGAUUGUGUCCGGAAUAAAUUCUUUACAUUCAUCAUAAUCCGUUUGAUUAUUAA